CGCUCUUGUAGAGGAGGCUUGUGAGGAGGCGUUGUUGUGUUCUGCCGAUGCCUCGCCAAUGGUUCAGCGGUGCGAGACUGGCUGUUAGAACUUGUUGGUUGCCCUUUGCCCUGGUGUCGCCUUAUCGGCCGGUUCAUUCGUCGCGGCAGUGCACAGGAUCAUAACGGCAGUUCGUGGACCCCGGAAUAAGAAGAGAGUACGUGAUUUUUUUUUUUUUUUUAAGGCAUGGCUUCCACUCUGCUGGACAAUUCUGGACAUGAGGAGCCUCGGAUAACUAAAGACCAGGACUCAAAUACCAAAUCAAUGGUCUUGGGUUCAACGCCUGAAAAUUUUGGAGGACACGAUUCACUGGCUUCACACCUGUCAAGUGUUGCCAAUAAGGUGGGGAACGUGGUGAAUCGGAAGACUCUUGUCACUGCAGCUGCUGCAACAGUUGGAGCAGCAGCUGCUGUGGCCGCAGUGCCUGUUGUACUUUCUGCAGUCGGAUUUGGCACGGUUGGUGUAUCGGCAGGCUCGACAGCUGCUGGUAUUCAGUCGACAAUGGGCGGCUUUAUUGCCAAGGGCAGCCUGUUCUCACUCUGCCAGAGCUGGGGCGCCGUGGGCCUGCCAGCCGCUACUCAAGCCGCAACCGCAGUGGCCGGAGCUGGCCUUGGUGGCGGCGCUGCUGCUGUAGGUACAUCAGCUGCGGUGCAUUCUGGGGCCACCAAGAUGGGGGCAUGCCUCAAGACAGCUGCCAGCACCACUGCAGCAGUGGUGCCGGCAGCAGUGUGGUCCGUGGCCUCCAAAACGGGCACAUGUUUGGGCAGCGCCACGGCAGCAGUGAAGGCAGGGGCAGUAGCAGCUGGGAUGCAUCUGGGCAUUGGAGGCACUGAUGCAGCUGCUGACACCCUUGAUAAGUUGCCGGCUGCACGGCUAUAGAGAAUGCGUGCGUCGUCAAAGCACGCAUGCUUUGGAGACAUACUAUUAGAGCAAGAAACAAGACACAGUACGCAAAGCCUGUGUGUCAUAUUUUGUCAUGUUUCGUUGUGCUCAUAGUAUAUGUCCAAGCCAGCUCACCCAGCUUAUGAAUCAAAAUUUGUUGUCAGAAAUGGUCAACACUGUAUGUGUUUUGCACUCUUGAGAUGCUGCAUAUGUAUGGUGGGAGAUUAGACAAUUAAAUAUUUUAUUUGUUUUAA
Messenger RNA from Dermacentor albipictus, 1175 nucleotides. RefSeq names its product interferon alpha-inducible protein 27-like protein 2B. The record is from RefSeq and is a predicted model, not a curated record. NCBI's taxonomy places the organism in Eukaryota, Metazoa, Arthropoda, Arachnida, Ixodida, Ixodidae. Gene Ontology annotation, cellular component: membrane.